AUGCUGGUAAGACUGAAUAUCAUGGCAACAGCACAUGCGAUUAUUGCAGGCUCUCAACUUUCGAGCAAACCUGACAUUCCACUUCAUCAACUCAAUCAAGAAUUUCCCGUUAUUGCCCCAGAUGAUAAAGACGAUUCUGACUAUAGCAAUUUCGGUGUUGAGGACGUCGAUAGCGAAAAAGAAAUCAGUGACGACGAAGAACAAGAAGAAGUCAGUGAAGACGAGGAGACUUCAGAUGAAGCUGAAGAAGAUAGCGAUUUUAAUGACAUAGUUGAUAGCGAAGCUGAAAGUACAGAUGACGGCGAAGAUGAGUCGUUGGAUGGGAGUACUGCCGAGGAGAGCGAUCAUGACCAUGCUUCAGACAACGGGGUUUCUGAGGACGACAGCGAAGCCGACAAGAAGGCAGCUAGACGGAAGGUACGAGAAGCAGGUUCGAAUCAGAAAGUUCCCAUUGAAAUGAACAGAGACCCGGCUACUGUUCAGGUUCUUCUAAAAUCCACACAAGCUUCUCAAGUGAUUGUUCGAUCGCAGCAGCGACGCGACGUGCCGGCGAGACAGCAAUUCAAUGAACAACAACGCAUGCAAUCGAUACAGCAACUUCGAGGUCAGGGGGGAAUUCCUCCAGAUCUGGUGAGUACACAAGUAGAGGACGAGGAAGAAGAAGAGGAAUAUGGCGAUGGAGUGAUAGAAGAACUUGAGGAAAAAGAGGGCACUGAUGAAGACGAUGUAGGUUUAGGACAACCAUUUCAUGCACAGGUAGAUGGGGUAGCACCUCAGAUGCAAGUCCAUGCGCGAAACGAAGCAUUUAGCUGGCAACGUCAGCAGCAGAUGCAAGCUGUGCCAGCACAUAGAGCUUUAGAAGAAAGACUGGUGGACGAAGAAGAGGAUGCUGAAGACAUAGUACAAGAAGAAGAGCAAGACCAGGUACAGCAUCUUCAUGUCCAAGCACAAAGGCAGACAAUGGCUCGGGAGCGUCAUGAACAGAUACAUGCUGCUAUGCGAAAGGAGACUUUAGGACAAGAGCAGAUACAGGAGGAAGCCGAAGAAGAAGCAGGACUAGCUGCAGAGCAAGAAGCAGCAGAAACUGCCGCCUAUGUGACUUCGCAGAAGCACGGCAAAUAUAAGAAACGCCAACAAGCACUUCAGAUGGAGCAGACAAUGCAGAAGAAGGCGGAUGACGAACUCGCUGCCAUAGAGGCGGAAGAGCUAGCCGCACAGGAAGCUGAAGAGAUCGAGCUACAGCAACAGGCCCAGCAGGAACAGCAACAGCUGCAAGAACAACAAGAAUCACAAGACGUUGCCGACAAAUCAAACCAGAAAAGGGCUGUGGACGAAGCUAAACAGUUGGCAAAGCAGGAAAAGGACGCAAGGAGAGCUGAAGAGAAGACGACAAAGGAUGAAAGAAGAGCCGAAGAGAAGAGGCAAAGGGAUGAAAGGAAGGCUGCCGACCGUGACGAACGUGAGAAUCGUCGAAGAGAAGACACAGAGGCCAAGCGAGAAAGAAGAGCUGAGGAAGCUGAGCAGAGAAGAGGGCAGCGCGAUAUAGACAACGAAGCUAAGAAGGAGAAGAGAGCGAACGAUCUGGAGAUGAAGACGACCCAGGCAGAAGAAAGGCGGGAUCGGGAGGCUGAAGAAGCCACUCAGCGGCAACAGCAACAAGAGAUAGAUCGAGAAGCUCGCAAAACAGAAAGAGAACUCCAGUCAGCUGAUAAAAUCGAACGGGCACGGGAGAAAGCGGAUCGCAAAGCCAUGGAGGCAACUCAGUGUCUCGAAGAGCGGGCUAUGACACAGGAAGCUAGAAAGGCUGAACAGGAAACAAACAUGCAAAGCCGAUUGAGUGAGAGGCAACACAAGAUAGACCAGAAGGCUGCUGAAGCCGCGUAUCGUCUAGAGGAACGUGCUAUGCAACGGGAAGACAAGGUGCAGCAACAUCAAAGAGACUUAGACGAUAAUAGGGCUAGACGAGAAACUGAAGCUGAAGAUAAGAGGCUUAGGAAGGAGGCCGAGGAAGAGAAUAGAGCAUCCAAGAAAGAGGCUGACCGUGAGAGAAAGAUACAACAACAAGAGGACAAGCAGCGUAUGAGGGAAGAGGAAGAGGAACGACAUAUAGAGACCAGCAGUACCAUGGAUAGGCCACAGAGAGGCACAGCUCGACAAUCCCAUACAGCCACCGAAGAGAUUCGCGAUAUCCCAGUACCCCAAACUUACGAUACAGCAUGUAGAGACCAGAAUCGACAAGCGUAUGGUGAGGAAGGCAGUUUUCAAGAAGACCAAUGGGAUGAGAAUCGAAGACAGCAUCUAGAGGGACACCCAGGCGUGCCACACACUGGCGCUGUACGUCAUGAUCAUCGAGGCGAGCGUUGUUCAGGCCAUGGUCAGCAAAGACAUCGGCACGAGCAGAAUGGCAUGCAUGUCAACCUCACACCGGAGCAACAUGCAAAGGCGGAGCGAGAAGCACAGGAAGCAAAUCUCAUAGCAAAGAAAAAGGCAGAGAGGAAGUUGAAAAGAGAAACUAAGAAAGCCAAGACUAAGCAAAAUUCCAAUAGUUUCAAUGGUCAAGGUAAAGUUGACAAGGAUGGAAAAGGUGGAGUUCAAAGCACUACCCAACUACAAUCUGGUACAGAUCAAACCUUGGUUUUGGAGAAGAGAGCCAAUAGAAAAUUGGCAAAGUCAGACAUGAAAGCAGCAAAGAAAGAUGCCAAUAUCCGACAACGGGUGGCCGGAAUGGGAAAAGACAGCGUAGAUAGCGAGCAGAAAGGCGAGAUGGAGCUACCCACGAGUAUGGAGGGAGAAGUAGAGAAAAAGCGAGUUGAGAGGAAAGCAGUGAAGCAGGACAAGAAGGCAGCGAAAAAGGAUGCUGACGCCUGGAAACAGGCUACUGAGUCGGGUGUCAAAAAUGGCAGUGCGGUUACAGACCAGACAGAUGCCAAUGGUCAAAAGGAGAAGCGGAACGAAGGAGACGGUGCAAAACCCAACCAGGAGAGCUUCGUAGAACAAGACAGGGACACAGAGAACUUAGGGGGAUCACCGAAGGGAGUUAUCAUAGCGAAAAAGAGGGCCGAGAGAAAAGCCACGAAAGACGGAAAGGGCGCUGAGCACAAGGAGAGUAAGACUGGAGAUUUCGAGUCAGACGGCAAAGACGAUAUGGCUUCAGAACCCAAAGCCGCUAAGGAAGAGGCUUACGAACAUAAGAAGGAGGUGAAUGCAACGAAAGUUGAAGUUAAGAGAACAGCUUUGGAGUUGAGAUUGGUGCACAAGACUGAGAAAGCUAACACGAAGGAGGCUGAGGAGGCUGAUAAGAAAGAACUCCCGAAUGCUAAAGGGUCUCCGAACGACAAAGAUGCAAAGUAUGCUGGAAAGUCUGAGAAGACUAGCCCCACAGAAGCCAAUAAGGAGGCUAAGAAGGCGGAGAAGACACGGCAGAAGCUUGAAGCAAAGGUACUAGCAUCAGAUAAGAAGGCAAUAGACAAGGAGGAAAAGCUAAGGCAGAAGUCUACUGCAAAGCACGAUACUGCUGGCACCAAGGAUACUGACAAGGAGGAGAAGCGGAAACAAAAGCUGGCAGCAAAAGAAGCUGUUGAAGAUGAGAAUCGGAGGCUAAAACUAGCAGCAAAAGAUGCGGCCAAAAUAGAGAAACUAGAGCGGAAGAUUGCGGAAAAGGAAGAGAAGUCGAAACUCAGAGCUGCAGCCAAAGAGGUCUCCAAAGAGGAGAAGCUCAAGCAGACAAUCGCCGAGAAAGAAGAACGAAGGAGACAGAAGCUAGCAGCCAAGGAAGCUGAUAAAGAAGAGAAACUCAGGCAGAAGACCGCCGCCAAAGAAGAAGCGACUGGAAGAAAAGAGCACGACAAGGAAGAGAAGCUUAAACAAAAAGAGGCCGCCCACGACCAAGCUGUCUACCAGAAGGAACUAGAUAAGGCUGCAAAGGCCGAGAAGAAGGAACAAGACAGAGUUCUCAAAGCUCAGCAGAAGGAGAGGGACCAGAUCGCAAAGGCUGAGCAGAAACAGAAAGACCAGGCUGCUAAGGCGCAACAGAAGGAAAGAGACAAAGCAGACGCGCAGCUGAGAAAGCAAAAAGAGAUGAUGGUUGCAGCGCAGAGGAAGGAAGAGGAGAAAAUUGCAAAGCAGAGAGAACGUGACAGAGAGCAAGGAAUGGCAUAUCAGAGGAAAGAGGCCGGGAAGAGUGCCGCAGAGAGUGCUCUGAGACCGACAGCAGCUUCGAGACCUAAAGCGGCGGCACCAAGAAAGGCUGCUCCUGCGAGGAGGCGGAGGUAA
This is a messenger RNA of Alternaria postmessia, 4272 nucleotides long. RefSeq lists its product as uncharacterized. The transcript is spliced from 2 exons. NCBI's taxonomy places the organism in Eukaryota, Fungi, Ascomycota, Dothideomycetes, Pleosporales, Pleosporaceae. The record is from RefSeq and is a predicted model, not a curated record. Bases 1 to 4272 code for a protein of 1423 amino acids.